CACACAUUCUGCAUUCAUUCAAAUUCGCUGGUCAUUCCAAGUUACAUAUCUCAUCGCAGUGAGAAGCGAUCAGAAUUUUUACGAUCAACGCAAUACAAUGAGUGUUAAAUCAAUCAACGACGAAUCACAUUUUCAAGCGGAACUUCAAGCCGCUGGCAUAAAAUUGGUAGUAGUGGAUUUCACAGCAACAUGGUGCGGGCCUUGCCAAAGAAUUGCUCCUCAUUUUGAGACGUUUCCCGGCAAAUAUCCUAGGGCGAUUUUCUUGAAAGUGGAUGUAGAUAAGUGCCAAGAUACUGCUGCCAAUCAAGGCGUUCAGGCAAUGCCAACAUUCAUAUUCUACAGAAACAAGUCCAAGAUCGAUCGAGUACAAGGUGCAUCGGUCGAAGCACUCGAGGCAAAAAUUCAACAACAUAUUGGCUCGGGAGGUGAUGAUGAAUCCGGCGAAGAAUAUGGACAUGGACUGAUGGAUCUGAACACCUUCAUAUCGAAGAAUGAAUGUGAAUGUCUGAACGAGGCUGAUGACCAUCCAUUGCAACAUAGUUUAACUAGCGGCGGCGGUUACUUGCAGUCCGAUUGCGAUGAACAACUUAUACUGUCGAUUACAUUUAACCAGGCAGUGAAGAUUCAUUCGAUAAAGUUCAAGGCACCACCGAAUUUGGGUCCGAAAAAUUUGAAAAUUUUCAUCAAUCAGCCACGAACAGUUGACUUUGAUAUGGCAGAGUCUUUUACAUCGGUGCAGGAUUUGGUACUCGAACCAAAAGAUUUGGAAGGAACUCCAGUGAACUUACGCUAUGUGAAGUUCCAGAACGUGCAAAAUAUCCAGGUGUUCAUCAAGGACAAUCAGAGUGGCGGUGAAGUGACACAAUUAGAUUACAUCGGCUUCAUCGGAUCACCGAUCAUAACCACCAAAAUGGAAGAUUUUAAACGCAUCGCUGGAAAGAAAGGGGAAAGCCACUAAAAACUCCCCCCAUCCCUUUUUCUAUAUUGUGUUAAUUUCAACGUUUCCCGAUUUGAUUUUUCUGUUAUUCGAUAAUAAAAAAAACUUGGAAAUUCUUUUGAUCAUAAAAA
Molecule: messenger RNA, 1068 nt
Organism: Bradysia coprophila
Lineage: Eukaryota; Metazoa; Arthropoda; Insecta; Diptera; Sciaridae
Gene: Txl
Product: Thioredoxin-like
Source: RefSeq, a predicted model, not a curated record